CUGCUGCAGUCCACGCCAACACGCUGAAGUUGAUCUUCCGGGUUGGUUGGAGAUGUUUGUGCUGUGUGUGGACACUUUAAACUAAGGUCAACAUAUCCUGGAGGAGGGAGAAGAAAUGGCUAAUAAGUCUCUGCCAGAGCGAACCUUCCAGUACCAAAACAACCUGCCACCGCUGCCUGUCCCGUCACUGGAGAGUAGCCUUUCCAAGUACCUGGAUGCAGUUCAACCAUUUGCCUCUGAGAAAGAGUUUGAAGCUACAGUCGCCACUGUGAGGAAAUUUCAAGAGGGUGUUGGCAAAGAGCUGCACCAGAAACUGCUGCAGAGAGCCAAGACGAAGAAGAACUGGCUGGAAGAAUGGUGGUUAGACACUGCUUAUCUGGAGGUCCGGGUCCCCUCUCAGCUGAAUGUGAACUUCGGUGGUCCGGCGCCUUACCUGGAGCAUUGCUGGCCUCCUGCAGAGGGAACUUCUCUGCAGAGGGCCAGUAUUACCACAUGGCACACACUACAGUACUGGAACCUGAUCCGCACGGAGAGGCUGGCUCCUCAGAAAGCUGGCAAAACAGCUUUAGAUAUGGACCAGUUCAGAAUGCUGUUCUGCACAUGCAAAGUACCUGGAGUGAAGAAGGACACCAUCCAUAACUACUUCAAAACAGAGCGUGAGGGUCCUUGUCCGUCCCAUUUGGUAGUAAUUUGUCGUGGACGGAUCUUCACAUUUAAUGCACUCUCUGCGGAUGGACAAAUCCUCACUCCUCCAGAACUAUUCAGGCAGCUGAGCUAUGUGAAAGAGCGCUGUGAUAGAGAGCCAGAGGGAGACGGAGUGUGCGCUCUCACCUCAGAGGAGAGGACUCGUUGGGCGAAGGCCAGAGAACAUCUAAUUAGCAUCGAUCCACACAAUAAGACCAUCCUGGAGACUAUCCAGAAAAGCUUGUUUGUCAUAUCUCUGGAUGAAGCUAAACCCUACUCCACUCCAGAGAACUACACGAAUAUGACCCAGGAAGCACUUGCAGGAAACGCAACCAUCCGCUGGGGUGACAAAUCGUACAAUUCACUUGCGUUCUCAGACGGCACUUUUGCAUCCUGUUGUGAUCAUGCUCCAUAUGAUGGCAUGAUACAGGUGUCAUUGUGUUGGUAUGUGGACCAGCAAAUUAAAGCUACAGAAGGCAAAUGGAAGGGCUCAGAUGCAGUCAGACCCAUGCCUCCUCCUGAGGAGCUGGUGUUUACUGUGGACGAAAAAGCCCGGAGUGAUAUCAGCCACGCCAAACAGCAAUACCUGGAGUCGGCCCAGGACCUGCAGGUUGUCUGUUACGCCUUCACAGCAUUUGGAAAAGCAACCAUCAAACAGAAGAAGCUGCAUCCAGACGCCUUUGUUCAACUAGCGAUGCAGCUGGCCUACUACAGAAUGCACAAAAAGCCAGGAAGUUGUUAUGAGACAGCAAUGACUCGCAAGUUCUACCACGGCAGGACGGAGACGAUGCGACCCUGCACCAAGGAGGCUCUGAACUGGUGUACAGCCAUGAUGGACCCAAUGUGUGAUGAUAAAGGCAAGAGGAAAGCCAUGCUGCGGGCCUUUGAUACACACAACAAACUGAUGGCUGAAGCCCAGGAAGGAAAAGGUUUUGACAGACAUCUUCUUGGGCUGUAUCUUAUCGCCAAAGAGGAGGGACGUCCCACUCCAGAACUCUUCGUGGAUCCCCUCUAUGCAAAGAGUGGUGGAGGUGGUAACUUUGUGCUGUCGUCCAGUCUGGCGGGUUACACUACAGUCCUGGGUGCCGUAGCUCCCAUGGUGCCCCAUGGCUAUGGCUUUUUCUACCGCAUCAGAGAUGACAGGAUUGUGAUGUGCAUCACAGCGUGGAAAUCUUGCCGUCAGACUGAUGCUGCGUCACUAUUCAACUGCUUCAACAGCUCCCUGCACGAGAUGCUCCACCUGGCCACCACAUCUCAGCUAUAAGUGCUCACGAGAACAGACAGGGUCACUAAACACAGGCUAUUACUAGCUAUUACUACUACUAGCACGUGUUUGAACCCUAUUGGACACACAAUUUGCAACAUUACUAUCAUUGGCUGACAGCUAGUGAUUGUUUGUUCUCAGCACAAAUCAACAGAUUCUGUUUGUUGUGGUGCAAAAUUGGACUUCUUUUUCUUCUCUAAUGGACAAAGAUUUAACAGAAACAGACUGUUCAAUGGUGUUUUGACAGCCUAAUAGCUUAUAAUAAAGCUUAUAAUAAAAAGCAUUCCAAUAUAUCCUAUAAAUAUAUAUUUUUAUAAAUUAAAUUAAAUGGAUUUUUCUUAUUUUUUGAAUGAAAACCUACUGAAAUAUGUAAUAAUAUCACUCAACUAUUAAAUUUGAGUAA
Messenger RNA from Larimichthys crocea (large yellow croaker), 2351 nucleotides. RefSeq names its product peroxisomal carnitine O-octanoyltransferase. Gene Ontology annotation, molecular function: carnitine O-octanoyltransferase activity. The coding region runs from base 116 to 1948 and encodes 610 amino acids. The record is from RefSeq and is a predicted model, not a curated record. The transcript has 17 exons. NCBI's taxonomy places the organism in Eukaryota, Metazoa, Chordata, Actinopteri, Sciaenidae. Gene Ontology annotation, cellular component: peroxisome.